This is a messenger RNA of Xiphophorus hellerii (green swordtail), 1570 nucleotides long. RefSeq names its product sorting nexin 10a (gene snx10a). Gene Ontology annotation, cellular component: endosome. Gene Ontology annotation, molecular function: phosphatidylinositol phosphate binding. Gene Ontology annotation, biological process: intracellular protein transport; vesicle organization; cilium assembly. NCBI's taxonomy places the organism in Eukaryota, Metazoa, Chordata, Actinopteri, Cyprinodontiformes, Poeciliidae. The transcript has 7 exons. The coding region runs from base 420 to 926 and encodes 168 amino acids. The record is from RefSeq and is a predicted model, not a curated record.
ACUAGAGUCGAUUAAAGAUGCGGAAGGUAGUGAAAAAUUAGGUGGAAUCGCCCUUUAGCCAUUUCCCGAAUCGGAAACCAACUUCAGCUUCGUUCCCACCAGGCUGAUUACGGGACAAAUGGGUGUGCUGGUGUACAAAUUAUCCCCUCCUAUCGACAGAGGUCGUCACUACUUUUCCCCAUAUCCCCGGCUUGUGGGAAAUAAAAGUUCAGAGAAAAGGAAAGUGGUUUGUUGAUUCUCUGAAGCAUCGUGUGCUUCAGAGAAGCAGGUCUCACCGAGCUGUUAGUGGUUAACAGCCGAGCUGCAGUCCAGGCGGGGCAGAGCUGCAAGCCAGAGCCCUGAGCCACCUGGGUCCCGGUUGUUCACAAACACCGGAUUAAGUCUCUGAAAUUGAAGAGAACGAAGAACUUGUACCAGUAAUGGACAGUAUUCUGGAUAAUUUCUCAAAAACUGAAUUUGUUAGCGUUUGUGUUCGAGAUCCUAGACUCCACAAAGUUGACCCUUGGCACACUCAUGUCGACUACGAGAUCUGUUUACAAACCAACAGCAUGUGUUUUCGAAAGAACACUUCCUAUGUGAGACGGCGUUACAGUGAUUUCGUUUGGCUGCGUCACUGUCUGAAGGGGAAUGCUCUGAUCAUAGAAUUGCCCAAGUUGCCACCCUGGAAUCCCUUCUUUAGUUUGAAGAACACAGAGCAAGUAUCCAAAAGAAUGAAGGGCCUGCAGGAGUUUCUAGAAAAUGUUUUUCAGAGUCCCUUAUUGUUAUCAGAUAGUCGGCUCCAUCUUUUCCUCCAGUCAGAACUCGGUAUCAGAAGGAUUGAAAGGUGUGCUCUUGGUAAGACCAGGUACACUGUAGCUGAAGCUAUUCAACAGUCCAGAAGCAGUUCAGAGGACAAGAGUUCUUCUGACUCGGACUGUGAGAGCUAAAAGAAAAUUCCCUGACUCAUCAAGAGAUGGAUGCCACGUCAAGAUAUGGAUUCCACUCCAGCAGAACCGCAUGUUCUCAAAUUAAGAGAAGUUUCCCUUUAGUUGGCAAAUCGUUGGAUGUGUGAAAUUGUCCCAAAAAAAUCUUGGUAUGCUGAAGUGUUAGGAGUUCCUUUCAGUGGAAUUAAGAGACUAAGUCUAACCCCUGACAAACAGUUUCGCAACAUAAACCCAGCUGGAAGAAAUUUUAUGACUACAAUUUUACUGAGCUCCUCAAAGUGACCCAUUCUUUCACAAAUAUUUAUAGCAAAAGUGUGCAUGUAGCAUUGAAAGUGACUGAAACGACUUUCUUCGAUGAUAUGAAUUGGCGAGUAACUACUUUUGGCAAUAAAGUCUUGCAGAUAUUCUUUGACUUAUAGAGGUCAACGCACAUCUUACCUUACUUUAAGUGGCAUGUUCUCUUCUAUUUACAAAUUUAAAACUGUGGGCCAGCGAAAUGACCCUUUGUGUCAUAUUUUAUUUAUACCACAGAGAAACAGGAAGUUAUGAAUUACUAAUGAAAAGUUCCUAGACACUGAUUCAUAAAAAAAUAAAUAAUUAAAAUAAACAGUAAAUUUGUGGUAUUUGCAGCGAUACGGACCACAAUA